UUGGCGCAGCGGUCGAUAAGAAUUCAGAAAUUAAGAGCCAAGCUACCCGUCAGCAAAACUAGCGUGAAACGCGUGUCUGGGGUCUGACUGUGACUGUGGAUAAAAAUAAAAGCCAAAUAAAAUACUUAAACUAAGUGAAUGUUUUGUAACUGCAACUGUUUUUCCGCACAAAGGCGAAGUGUACAUUUUUUUGUUUAUUACCCCUGAAAUAAUAUCUAAACUUAAGACUGCAAGUUAAAUCAGUGCAUCAAAAUUGCCGACGCUAAUUGUGGCCCAAGGUAGCAGGAAGACCAUCUAACUGGAUUCUCAGGUGCGGCUUCAAGCUGGGCGAAUACCGUAAAAUGACACGUGUCCGGCGUAUUGUGCUCUCGACCUAAAAGUAUGCUGCAUCAUUAGUGUCAAGCUUUGGCGUUGACGUUGAGAAGCGCCUGGAAAGUCGACUGCAUGCUCAUUAGGAUAACAGCAAAAGCGCAUUACGAGGGCCAAACGACAAGUUCCUAUGUCAAAUACAACAACCGAACAACAACAACAACAACAGCAAAACAUUCAUAAUUACCAACAAGAACAACAGCAGCGGCAAGGAAUUGAAGAGGCAGAGCAACGCAAAAGUCAAGGGCACAAAAAGUGUCCUCCAGUAAAUUUAAAAGCAUGAACCUAGCGCUGACUGCCAACAGAAGUAACUUGUGCUACGCAGAGCUUUGCAGGAUGCCAGCAUCGCCAGCGAGCUGAUGCGUUCCAGAAACCCCAAAGAACACCAAGAAGAACUACCGCAGACAAAGGACAAGAGCAGAAACAGAGAAAGAGAGAGGGAGUAACAGAUAUUGAACGAAAGAGGAGAGGACACAAAUUAAGAGCACUCGCAAAUUGUUGCCGGGAAAUUGAUAUAUUCGAUUAGCAAUCUAGAAAGUUUGAACGACAGACGGGGCACAGAACACGCCUACAGCAAAGUGUUGCUCCCGUUGUCGUUGUCGUUGUGCUUGUGCAUACAUAUAUGUGUGUGCGUGUGUGCAUGAGGAGAAGUUAAAGAAAAUUUACAUCCUGAGUCAGUCGUAUUAGCCGCUUUAAGCCAACGUCAAACGCCGAAACAUGCCUGAGCAGGAUAAUUACGAUGAUGAGUUGGUUUCCAGCAAUCCAAAUCAACGCAACUGGCGCGGCAUUCUUAUUGCCCUAUUGGUCAUCAUCAUUGUUCUAGCCCUGAUUGUUACCUCAGUGGUGCUGCUCACGCCCCCCGAUGAGGGACCACGCGUCAAGGGGCAACGCAUCAAGCUGCAGGACAUUGUCGACGGCCUCUAUAUACCACAGCGCGCCAAUGGCAGUUGGAUCGAUGCCGAGGAGUUUUUGUACCAGGACCAUUUGGGUCGCAUCUGUCUGCUGAAUGCAGCCAAUCGCACGGAACGUGUCCUUAUGUCCAAUAUGACAUUUAAGACUCUGGCGCCGUUCUCAUUCAGCUUAUCACCGGAUAAACGUUACCUGCUACUUGCUCAGAAUGUUGCCAAGCUGUUUAGACAUUCGUAUCUGGCUCAGUACACACUCUAUGACAUUCACACGAGUGAGACCGUAAAGUUGCGGAACAAUCAGUUGCAGGACGAGUGGCCCUAUAUGCAUUAUGCACGCUUUACAGGUGCCGGCAAUGCUCUCAUCUGGGUGUUCAACUAUGAUAUCUACUAUCGGCAGGAGGUGCGAGCAACACACAUCUAUCGCAUUACCCACGAUGCUGUGCCGGGUGUCGUUUACAACGGAAUACCCGAUUGGCUAUACGAAGAGGAAAUCCUGCAUGCAAAUAAUGCCGUCUGGGUUUCGGAUAACGGGCAACUGCUGCUCUUCGGCAGCUUCAACGAUACAAACGUGCUGGAGCAGCACUUUGCCUGGUAUGGCACCACCUCAGCUGGCCCCGCAGGUGGCUCAGGAACAGGCGGCUCAGGCUCUAGCAGUGGCGGUGGCGGUGGCGGUGGCACGGGCACUGGCGGAGGAGGUGACUCAGGCAACACUGCUGGUGGUGCUAAUCCGCAUGCCAACUUGUACCCGGAAAUUAGAUCCUUACGGUAUCCAAAGCCAGGCACACAGAAUCCAGCAGUUACAUUGCGGGUGGCCGAUUUAACGGAUCCACAAAAGAUACACAUAACGGACCUGAAACCGCCGAAAAUUAUUCAAAACGAAGAUCAUUACUUUAGCAGUGCCAGUUGGGUGAGUGCAACAGAGAUCGCAGUGGUUUGGUUAAAUCGACCGCAAAAUAUUUCCGUGGUCAGCGUUUGCCGGAGUCCUUCGUUCGCCUGCAUUGAGACCCAUCGAGUGAGCGGAGAUGGACGUGGUUGGGUGGACACCGUCUCAGUGCCAUUGUUUGCGGCCAAUGCCAGUCUUUAUGUGGCCAUAUCCCCACUAAGAGACGGCUCAUUUGGCUAUUUCCGGCACAUCGUACACGUGGACAUUGACAAUAAUCGAGUGCUGCCCCUCACGCACGGACCCUACGAAGUGAAUAGAUUGCUGCACUGGGAUCAGUUGGAUAAUUGGAUCUACUUUCUGGGCACACCAGAGCGUCUACCCUCCCAGCAGCACUUGUACCGCGUCUCCGCGCUGCCCGCUCGCCAGGGACAGGCGCUGCAGACGCCCGACUGCCUGACGUGCCCGGCAUUGAUGCAGCGCAACGAUGGCUAUGACGAGGGUCACACUAAGUCACCGCCAAAGCUGGUCACCGCAUGGGACGAUGAUUGGGAGGACUCUGAGGAAUCGGAGGCGCUGCCACCUUCGCCAGCCUUACCCGUGGAACAGCAGCGGCCGGGUCACGGGCAUGGCACUGCACCACCACCACCACCGAGCGAUUGCCUGUACCAUGAGGCACAGUUUCCUUUGUCCUUGCGAGCGCGCUAUGUGCUUAUCGAGUGUCUGGGCCCGGUGGUGCCCAGCACCACCAUCUACGGACUAAAGAAUGCGGACGCACCGAAGGCUAAGCGGCAGAGUGAUCCCCAGGAACAAUUAGAAACGGAAACGGAAACCGAAGCGCCCGAUGAACUUAUUGAGCCCAAGUCCCAGUUUAUGGAGCUGCUUUUCACGGUGCAGAAUAAUACGCGACUCAAGGAGAAAAUGGCUAAAGUUGCGCUGCCGCAGGUGAAAACCUUUCCGGUGAUGAUCUCCGGCGGCUACCACGCCCAAGUGCGCCUCUAUUUGCCGCCCGUGCUACGCGAAGACGAGAUCACACGCUAUCCCACCAUACUGCAUGUUUACUCAGGGCCGGGCACUCAACUGGUUACAGAUCGCUGGCACGUGGACUGGAACACAUAUUUGGCCGGCAACAAGGAUUUCAUCGUGAUUGAAAUCGAUGGUCGUGGCUCCUCAGGCCAGGGGUACCAGCUGCUUCACGAGGUAUACAAGCGUCUGGGCAGCGUUGAGGUCUCCGAUCAGCUGGAGGUCAGCGAAUACUUGCGAGACAACUUACACUUUAUUGAUGCGCGUCGCAUGGGCGUCUGGGGCUGGAGCUAUGGCGGAUACACAGCUGCCCUGGCUCUGGCUGGACAACAAUCGAUCUUUCAGUGUGGCAUUAGUGUCUCGCCGGUGACCAAUUGGAAGUUAUACGAUUCCACCUAUGCAGAACGGUUUUUGAGUUUCCCCAACGUAACCGACAACUACAAGGGCUACGAGGAAAGUGAUCUCUCCAAGUACGUGGACAAUCUGCGAGAUCGACAGUUCCUGCUGGUUCAUGGCACUGCUGAUGACAAUGUUCACGUCCAGCAAUCCAUGGUUCUGGCUCGAGCUUUGACCAGCAAGGGAGUGCUCUACAAACAGCAGAUAUACCCAGAUGAGGGACACAGCUUAUCGGGUGUGAAGAGGCAUCUGUAUCGCUCGAUGACCGCGUUUUUUGAGGAUUGCUUCAAGAAACUGGUGCCACCGGAGUCUAAGGCUGGCCUGGGCAGCGGCGGCGAUAUGCAGCAGCAAUAAAAACAGGAACAACAACAAGAACAACAACAACAACAGCAGUAACAGCAGCAGCAACAAUAACAUAAAAAUAUGACCAUAAACAUUUUUCUGAUAACAGCAGCGGAAAGCACUCAACGAGAACCAAACGUGCGAGAAGAACGUUUACGUAAAUUACAUUAAAUGUAAUUUAUCAUAAACAAACACACAUACACACACAAACUCACACAAAAACACGAGCAUAAAAAGAAAGAGAAAAGAGACGCACAGCCAACAGUGAUUGUCACAUAAAUAGAGCCAAAAUGGCAACAACAAAACGUAAAUGGCAUUUUGUAUAAAAUUAAUAACCAGCAAAAAUAAAUGCAAACAAAACGAAAAAUCAACAUGGUUGUGAAUAACAUAACUCACACACACGCACACGCACACACACUAACACGUACACGCACACGCACACACAACUACCAGAGCAAACUGGUCGAAAUGAAAAGUGAGAAAAAUACUUGGUCGCAUAUAACCAUAAACGGAAGUGGGCGCUGUGGAUGUGGCAACAGCCCCAUAAUCAACAACAACAAUGUCUAAGUGUCGCAUAUUUUUUGUAUUUCAUAUUUUAUGCAUUUGUUGCAUAAAUUUCCAAUGCGUUCUACAAAGAGAAAAAAUGAAAUUACGAAAUAUUGAAGUGCAAAGGUCGACAGGUGAACCAGCGACCAAACCAUGAACAGGUCGCAGGUCGGAGGUCGGAGGUGGCUUUGCGGUUAUCGUGGGAUUGCCAAAAGUGUGUACAGAGAGUCUCAUUUGAGUUGUAGAGGAAAUCACUAUCAUAAAUCAAUUUACAAACAUUUGAAAAGCAAUUUAAAUGCCAUUUUCUGUUGGCAAUGCGACUAAAAUGCAUUUUAAAUGCAGAUAACUUAAAUAGAUGAUCUACCUUUAUUAUUUAUGGCUUUCUUUUGUAAAUUUAUAUUGCACAAUAAUAAUAAAUUCAAAUAAAUUCAAUUAGGUAAGCUAAUAAUAAUAGUUGAAAAGUCUGUUGUGUUUUUGCUCAAAAUGAACAAAGAAUUGCUCAUACGAUUAUGUAGAAAUAUCUUAUAUAUUUAAAAAAUAUAUGUAAUUUCCUUUACAUUUCUGUGAACACCAAUCGAGAUUUACUUAAGAUGACUGCAAAUUGUGAAUCUUUGAAAAUUUCUAUGAAAUCAAAAAAUUUGAAAACAAUGCGACAAAAUGCAAAAUAAUUGAAAGCAAUAGUAAAUACAGUAAAAUAUGCACAAACUUAUUAAAUAGACAGAGAGAGAGAGAGAGAUGGCCAAAGAGAAUUAUAAUUUGAUUUGCAAAUAAGUGAAAAAAUCACAAAGAAAAAGUACGUUAUGCAUGUAAGUAGCGCAAUAAUAAUUAAUAUAUUGAAUAUUUAAAUAGUUAUUUGAAUUCAGUUCGUGUUAAUUGCAACAACUUCGCAAUGAAGGGCAAACCAAAAAGUACAUUUCUAAAUGAGCAUAGUAAAAGAAAAAUACAAAUAAAGCGAGUCCCCUAAAAUUGUCUAGAUAAUUAAGUGAAAAAUCAAACUAAACAUACAUUAAAUACAAGUAAAAAUGAGAAACGAAAAGGUCAAAAAUAGCUGCGAUACACAUAAAAAAUUCAAAUGCAAAUUGCGACUGUCAGAAAGUUGACAAAGGACAACAAAAUAAAUGACACCGCAUCACAGACCCGCAUCCGUGUCCUGCAGCCUGCCCCAUAAAAAGGAAGCAAGUAAACAGCUUCGUACACUAACACAUACACACAUAUGUAUGUAUGUGCAAAAGGAUUAGCUUUAAUUAGGUUUUUUCAGUGGCGCAGAAUAUACCAGUUAAUUAGCAGCCUUCUGGCAAUUGCGGUUCUUAAUUAUAAUGCUCGACAUACGCUGUAGCUGUAUACGAAAUUCAGAAAUUCCUUAGUUAGUAUAGUUUAUAAUAGCUUUAGAGAACAGUUACUCACUUUUUGGUCGAGUUAGUUUGGAAAUAUGCAGGCUCUUCAAUAUGAACUCUAAUUAGUAGAAUUUCGUCUUAAGUGACAUAUCGUUAUAUUUUGUCAAGUUAUAGAGCUUAAUAAAUAAUUUAGUAGUCAAUCUGCAGGAAAUUUCGCGUUUGCUUUAACUAAUUCGCAGAAUGAAACGGGCGCCAAAAAUAUGCUACAGAAGCAGCCAACUCAUUCACUCUCUUGUCAUAUGUACAUACUAUGUAUGUAUGUACUAUACGUGUUCCUGGGGGUUGUGUGCAUGUGUGUAUGAAUACUCA
Drosophila albomicans is the source of this 6167-nucleotide messenger RNA. RefSeq lists its product as uncharacterized. Lineage: Eukaryota; Metazoa; Arthropoda; Insecta; Diptera; Drosophilidae. Gene Ontology annotation, molecular function: serine-type peptidase activity; dipeptidyl-peptidase activity. Gene Ontology annotation, biological process: proteolysis. The transcript is spliced from 15 exons. The record is from RefSeq and is a predicted model, not a curated record. The coding region runs from base 1087 to 3930 and encodes 947 amino acids.